AUGCCCAUCCCGACCGCAGACGUCUACGACAAAGAGCAACAACAAAUCGCUCAAAACCAACCCUCCUCUAACACCUCGUCCUUCGAGAACAACGGCAGCAACGAGUACCGCGAUGAAUCUGGCUCUUCGUCUGCGGGUAGCACUGAAGGCGAGCGGGUGCUGAGUAGGGAGGAGGCGGAUCGAUUGUAUGAGGAGCGGAUGGAGGAGGAAUAUGCGAAAAGAGACGGAGGUGCUUAA
Penicillium odoratum is the source of this 237-nucleotide messenger RNA. RefSeq lists its product as uncharacterized. The record is from RefSeq and is a predicted model, not a curated record. The transcript has a single exon. NCBI's taxonomy places the organism in Eukaryota, Fungi, Ascomycota, Eurotiomycetes, Eurotiales, Aspergillaceae. Bases 1 to 237 code for a protein of 78 amino acids.